Spea bombifrons (plains spadefoot toad) is the source of this 1282-nucleotide messenger RNA. Its product is annotated as potassium channel subfamily K member 16-like. The record is from RefSeq and is a predicted model, not a curated record. The transcript has 5 exons. Gene Ontology annotation, cellular component: membrane. Gene Ontology annotation, molecular function: potassium ion leak channel activity. Gene Ontology annotation, biological process: potassium ion transmembrane transport; stabilization of membrane potential. The coding region runs from base 184 to 1140 and encodes 318 amino acids. Lineage: Eukaryota; Metazoa; Chordata; Amphibia; Anura; Pelobatidae.
CCAAGGGAUCUUCUUUUUAUCCGGACGGACACCACACCCUGUAGAAAGAAAGUUCCCUGACCCUAAUUCUCCAGUGUCUUGAACGCAAGCCAGUUCUUUUUGCGUCUGCGUUUCCUGUUUAUAUCUGGAAAGGACUAACACGGUCUGUAAACCAAGCUACUGUAAAGUUAUUGGGACUCCGCAAUGGCGUGUAAGGGUACGCUCAAGAGUGGUCUUCUGGCUGUGGCAUUUGUUUCCUACCUGCUGUUAGGGGCAGUUGUAUUCCAGAUCUUGGAACAGGGGGCAGAAGAUACAGCAAAGGUCAAGACACACCGUCACAGACUAGACUUCUUGGAGAAUUACACAUGCCUUACAAAAGAUGCACUGGACCAUUUGAUUAAUGUUAUUGAAGAUGCAGUUAAACAUGGUAUAAACCCUCUGGCAAAAGAAUCAGAAAACAAGCAAACCAACUGGGAUUUAAGUAGUUCUUUCUUUUUUUCUGGUACAGUGGUGACCACAAUCGGAUACGGAACAAUUGCGCCCAGAACCGCGGGUGGACAGAUCUUCUGUGUAUUUUAUGCCUUGUUUGGAAUACCUUUAAAUGUAAUUGUUCUAGGCCAUGUUGGUAAAAAACUUUCCACAUGGUCACAAAAGUUUGGGAAAUGUUUAUUUAAUAAAGGAAUAAACAAGAAAAGAGCAAAAAUUCUGACAAUCAUAUUCUUUUCUGCGACUGGAAUCAUAGUGUUUAUAGCUAUACCGCCAAUAGUUUUUACGAGAACAGAAGGUUGGAGUUACCGAGAAGGAAUCUACUAUGCUUUCAUUUCUUUGAGCACCAUUGGCUUUGGGGACUAUGUUGUUGGUUAUGGUUCAAGAGCCAAAAAGCCAUUCACAGGGUUUCGUGUCUUUGUGUGCUUUUGGAUUAUAUUUGGACUGGCGUGGCUAUCUCUUCUCUUUAAUUUAUUGACAUCAUUGAUGGAAGACACAGAAAAGAAGAUAGCUAAAGAUAUACAGAAAAAAGUAAAGCAUAAAGGUAGCCAGGAGGAGAUCGGUAUGCAGUCUUUAAUGGGCAGCCAAGCACACGAGAAGGAAGAGGCAAUGGUGAAUGAUACGAGUAACAGCAAUGGUACUAGCAAAAAAACACAGGAGUGCAACAAUGUUUAGCAUCACCAAAGCUCUGAUCGUCGGAAUCCAGAUAGCAAGAGAUUUUUGGACUUUCAACAGCCAGCUCAAUCUAAUAGGUCAAAAUAAGUAAAUUAGUUUUGUUCUUGAAAAGCAAAUGUCCACCUAUUUGUGCUUAGUUUUG